UAUGGCAUUAUUAAGUGGAUUUUAAUGGACAUGGGGUCAGGACAACUUUGGGUAGAAAAUUAAAGAUGAAAAAGGAGGGGGGGUUGGCGGUGGGAGCGUGGGCGCGUGGGCAUGGAAAAUUUUGUAGAAAAGGGGUUCGGAUUCUAACAAACGUAUGUAAAGCACAGUAGUUUGUGAUGUAAGCAACCACACCCUCUACCCCUCCUCCCUCCCCACCACAUUUUUAUUUUAUAAAUCUCUCUCUUUAUCUCUCUCUCUCUCCAUUUCCUAAACCCAACCUCCAACCUCUCACACCUCCCCAACUUGCCACCGUUGACAUCCCCAAUUUCCCACAACACAACCCUCAUCUCUCUCUUCAGACUACGGCGAUGCAAGGCCUACGACGUUGCUCCAACGACGUCGUCCAUGUAGACCUGCCUCCGGCCCCGGCUGCCACCACCACCGCUUCGUCCCUAUCCAUCGACGUGGCUGAAUCGGCCGAGACGCGAAUCCGGCGACUGAUAUCGGAGCAUCCGGUGAUCAUCUUCAGCCGAAACUCUUGCUGCAUGUGCCACGUCAUGAAGAAGCUCCUGGCAACCAUCGGGGUCCACCCAACCGUCAUCGAAUUAGACGACCACGAGAUCGCCGCUCUCCCUUCCUGCUCCCCAGCGCACGAUAAUAGCGACCACCCUCGGCAUAGUGCGCCGGCCGUUUUCAUUGGCGGUUCCUGCGUCGGUGGCUUGGAGUCCCUCGUCGCUCUCCAUCUUAGCGGCCACCUCGUCCCCAAGCUCGUUGAAGUUGGUGCUCUUUGGGUAUGAAUUGAAUGUUAGUUUUCUCAAGCAUAUAAAUUAUAUAUAGAUAUAUAUUGUUAUUUUUGGCCUUAAUUUGGGUUAGUAAUAUAGUUACUAAAAAACCAAAGGAAAAAGAAAAAAGAAAUAACCCCCUGUGUUUGGCUCUCUAUGUUUGGCUUUGUUUGGUGGUCAAAUACUGAAUACCUGGAGAUUGCGAUGAAAAAAAAAAAAAAAAAAUUCUGGUGAGUGUGUUAUAAGAAGAUAUGAUGAUAGCGUACUGGAUAGUCGCUUUUGUAGAUGGAACACGUGCGUGCUCGGAAUACGUAGCUUGGGAUCGACGUUAAUCAUCGAUGAUGAGCCUGAACCUGAUCUAGUUUGCAAGGUCAAGUUAUGUGGGUCCCAUCGUGGUGGGACCUUUUUGCAAUUAUUGGGUAAUCAGAGCCGUUCAACAUACGGACUUGCUUUGCUUUGUAGCUCUUAGUUCUAGACUCUCUCUCUCUUUGGCCAUGGAAAUCGAAUUGAAUAUAUUUGUAGUUUUUUAUUUAUUAUUAUUAUUAUUAUUUGUAAAAUUGAUUCGGUUUUAUUUUAUUUUAUUGUUUUUCUUGCU
Molecule: messenger RNA, 1377 nt
Organism: Ziziphus jujuba (common jujube)
Lineage: Eukaryota; Viridiplantae; Streptophyta; Magnoliopsida; Rosales; Rhamnaceae
Product: glutaredoxin-C6
Exons: 1
Coding region: 369-797 (142 amino acids)
Source: RefSeq, a predicted model, not a curated record